AUCAAAUUUCCAUGCAAGUUCUUUUAUCUUUACCAUUGUGAAUCCAAUAAUUUGUAGGAAUAUCUCUGUUUAGCUGUCUGGUGGGGGUGGGUAUUGUCUUGCUGACCUGGGUUUCUCUUAAAAAAUUCACUGGAAUACACAUAUAUGCCGUGAUUGACUCUCCAGAAUGUCUGUUUAUUUUGAUUGAAGUUUGGGUUUUGAUGAUUAGAUAUUACAGUUCAUACCUAGUCAUCAAUCCGCGUUUUGGUUUCCGUGUUGAUUUCUUAUACUUGUUUCUUCUGGUCGCAAUUAAAUCUGGAUUUGAGUUUGCGUGAGACGUACGAGGUUGAAACGUUGUCUUCAAAGAAAUAUUCGAGGUAAUUCGUGUUUGUGGCAGAAUCUUAGCUUUCAUAGCUGUCAAAUGAUGAAUGCAUUGUUAAAAAUUCUUUUGACUUUUGAUUCUGUCUUUAGAUAAUUGGUCCUACGAAAUGUUUGGCUUUGUGGGUUUGUCAGAUCUUAACUUGAACACAGAUCAACUUCCAAACUUAAAGAGUUAUUUAAAUAUAUCUAGAGUUUUCAUCUGCGAGGGACUUCGGGGUUUCAGUUAGCUUCCAUUGUUAGGGAUUUAUGGAAUGUGAAUCUGGCUUUUGUUCAUUGUGGUGGAAUGGUUGAGAUGUUGAAAUUCUUGAAAUUAGUGUGAGUUUAGGGUAAAGGGUUUGAGAUUUUGGGGGAAUCGAGGGGACUGAGGGAAAGGUGUUUGCGGCUUGGAAAUGGGGUCUAGGGAAGAAAGUUAUCAGUAUCGUCAUGAUCUUGUGCCGUUAGCUGCACUGAUCAGCAGGGAGAUGAGGAGUGAGAAGAUGGAGAAGCCAACAGUGAGUUAUGGGUCUGCCGCUCAGUCUAGGAAAGGGGAGGAUUAUUUUCUGAUGAAGACGGAUUGCCAGAGAGUGCCAAGGAAUCCUUCAACAACGUUCUCUGUCUUUGCGGUUUUUGAUGGGCACAAUGGGAAUGCAGCAGCAAUUUUUUCGAAGGAUCAUUUGUUGAAUCAUGUGUUAAGUGCUAUUCCUCGUGGUCUUGAGCGGGAUGAAUGGCUUCAGGCUUUACCUCGGGCAUUAGUUGCUGGAUUUGUGAAGACUGACAAGGAGUUUCAGAGAAAAGGACUGACUUCUGGGACCACAGCUACCCUUGUAAUAGUCGAUGGAUGGACUGUGACAGUUGCAUCUGUUGGAGACUCCCGUUGCAUUUUAGAUACUCAGGGUGGUGUGGUAUCCGAAUUGACAGUGGAUCAUAGACUUGAAGAAAACAUGGAGGAAAGAGAACGUGUAACUGCUAGUGGAGGAGAAGUUGGAAGGCUUAGCCUUGGUGGUGGUGCUCAGCUUGGUCCGCUCCGUUGUUGGCCAGGAGGUUUAUGCCUUUCGAGGUCAAUUGGAGACAUGGAUAUUGGAGAAUAUAUUGUUCCAAUACCCCAUGUUAAACAAGUCAAGCUAUCAAAUGCAGGUGGAAGGCUUAUAAUUGCUUCUGACGGCAUCUGGGAUGCAUUAUCGUCAGAGAUGGCUGCCAAAUCAUGCCGCGGGUUGCCUGCUGAACUUGCUGCUAGGCAAGUAGUGAAGGAAGCAUUGAGGACACGAGGGCUCAAGGAUGACACCACUUGUAUAGUUGUUGACAAUAUACCUCCUAAUAAUUCAGUACAGCCUUCAUCUCCUCCAAAAAAGAAAAACAAGCUCAGAGCUCUAUUUUCUGGAAAACGAUCCCGUGAUUCUGCUAGUAAACUUUCAAAGAAGCUAUCUGCGGUAGGUAUGGUGGAAGAACUAUUCGAAGAAGGCUCAGCAAUGCUUGCUGAAAGAUUAGGAAACGAUGAUUGCAACAGUCAAUCAACAUCAGGCCUUUUUGUGUGCGCCAUUUGCCAAGUUGACCUUGCUAUGAGCGAGGGCAUAUCGGUUCAUGCUGGCUCCAUCUUCUCCACAAGCUCAAAGCCCUGGCAAGGUCCUUUCCUUUGUUCCGAUUGUCGUAAUAAAAAGGAUGCCAUGGAAGGAAAAAGGCCUAGUGGAGUUAAAGUGGGAUAAGUUCAGUUUCAGCAUUUUUCCUCAUUCUUUUCCCCAUGAUUCUUUCUCAUUAUUCCACAAUUUUUCUAGGAUAGGCUAUUGUUUGAAUCUCAAUAGUGUUGCAACAGAUGUUUAUUGUGAUAUAUACCAACAAUAAUGUAAAAUGAGUUCUAACUUCUAGCGUAAGCGACAAAUAGGAUUAAGGGUGGUUUUUAUCUAGACUGCUAGUGGUGUCGAUUUUAUCGUUGAAUCGACAUGUGAACUGAAAAAUGUGUGUUUGAUGCGAGCAAUCUGUUUAAAUGCUAUUGAGAAAA
Molecule: messenger RNA, 2332 nt
Organism: Ilex paraguariensis (yerba mate)
Lineage: Eukaryota; Viridiplantae; Streptophyta; Magnoliopsida; Aquifoliales; Aquifoliaceae
Source: the annotation of a GenBank genome assembly